UUGCUGGCCAUGCAUUCCUUCUCGUCAGAGGGCCAGCUCUCGCUGAAGUCGGGGUGACCCGUGUCCUUUUCCGGAGAGCAGGGUAGAGAAAAAGCAGGAGCGGCAGCUAGUGUGGCAGGAAAUUUGUUGGAAGAUGGAGACACCAAGAUAGAGGGUGGGUGACUUCCCCAGGAAAAGUUCUGGAGGAGCAUUCAAAGACCGAUCCACGUUUCCUCGAUGUGUAGAAAUCGACACGACUUUAGCCUCACUGACCGUUGUACAGCAUCCCCUGUGAAUAUUUGUCUUUAGGUUUUUCUCCUUGAGAGGGAGGAAACUUAGCCAGUAAAAGACACUUGAAAUCCAGGAACUUUGGGUUCGCACUGCAGUUACAUUACUUCGAAUUGAUAAACUGCGAAUAUAAUCGGAACUCCUGUUUGCACAAGUCAACCUAAAAUCUUCACUUCCUUUUUUUGUGGAAGAUGUCUUGUGAUUGACCUCAGUUACUGACUGGUGGAGAUGCGGUGAAUGUGAAAUCCCAGGUAAAGACCGUUUCCUUCUCAGCUCACUGAUCAUUCUGAAAGAUCUUGAACCCUCUUCUGGAAAGGGGUGCCUAUCCUUGCUUUAUGGGGCAGCAGCCUGGAAAAGUUCUUGGGGACCAAAGGAGGCCAAGUCUGCCUGCCCUGCACUUUAUCAAAGGAGCAGGCAAGAAGGAAUCAUCGAGGCACGGCGGUCCACACUGCAAUGUUUUUGUGGAACAUGAAGCCCUUCAGAGGCCAGUAGCAUCUGACUUCGAGCCCCAAGGUCUGAGCGAAGCAGCUCGUUGGAACUCUAAGGAAAACCUUCUCGCCGGUCCCAGUGAAAAUGACCCCAACCUUUUUGUUGCACUGUAUGACUUUGUGGCCAGUGGGGAUAACACUUUAAGCAUAACUAAAGGUGAAAAGCUCCGGGUCUUAGGCUACAAUCACAAUGGGGAGUGGUGUGAAGCCCAGACCAAAAAUGGCCAAGGCUGGGUCCCAAGCAACUACAUCACGCCAGUCAACAGCCUGGAGAAGCACUCCUGGUACCACGGGCCUGUGUCCCGCAACGCUGCCGAGUACCUUCUGAGCAGCGGAAUCAACGGCAGCUUCUUGGUUCGGGAGAGCGAGAGUAGUCCUGGGCAGAGGUCCAUCUCACUGAGAUACGAAGGGAGGGUGUACCACUACCGCAUCAACACUGCUUCUGAUGGCAAGCUCUACGUCUCCUCAGAGAGCCGCUUCAACACGCUGGCCGAGCUGGUCCACCACCACUCCACUGUGGCCGACGGGCUCAUCACCACUCUCCACUACCCGGCCCCCAAGCGCAACAAGCCCACCGUCUAUGGCGUGUCCCCCAACUACGACAAGUGGGAGAUGGAGCGCACGGACAUCACCAUGAAGCACAAGCUGGGGGGCGGCCAGUACGGGGAGGUGUACGAAGGUGUGUGGAAGAAAUACAGCCUGACGGUGGCCGUGAAGACCCUGAAGGAGGAUACCAUGGAGGUGGAGGAGUUCUUGAAAGAGGCUGCAGUAAUGAAAGAGAUCAAGCACCCCAAUUUAGUACAGUUGCUCGGGGUCUGCACCCGGGAGCCCCCGUUCUACAUAAUCACCGAGUUCAUGACCUAUGGGAACCUGCUGGACUACCUGAGGGACUGUAACCGGCAGGAGGUGAACGCCGUGGUGCUGCUGUACAUGGCCACUCAGAUCUCGUCCGCCAUGGAGUACCUGGAGAAGAAAAACUUCAUCCACAGAGAUCUUGCUGCCCGGAACUGCCUGGUCGGGGAAAACCACUUGGUGAAGGUGGCUGACUUUGGCCUGAGCAGGCUGAUGACAGGAGACACCUACACAGCCCACGCCGGGGCCAAGUUCCCCAUCAAGUGGACGGCGCCCGAGAGCCUGGCCUACAACAAGUUCUCCAUCAAGUCGGACAUCUGGGCAUUUGGAGUAUUGCUUUGGGAAAUUGCUACCUAUGGCAUGUCACCUUACCCAGGAAUUGACCUGUCCCAGGUGUAUGAGCUGCUGGAGAAAGACUACCGCAUGGAGCGCCCGGAAGGCUGCCCAGAGAAGGUCUACGAACUCAUGCGAGCAUGUUGGCAGUGGAAUCCCUCCGACCGGCCCUCCUUUGCUGAGAUCCACCAAGCCUUUGAAACGAUGUUCCAGGAGUCCAGCAUAUCAGACGAGGUGGAAAAGGAGUUGGGGAAGAAAGGCAUGCGAGGGGUUGCAGGUACCCUGCUGCAGGCCCCAGAACUGCCCACCAAGACGAGAACCUCCAGGAGAGCUGCUGAGCCCAAAGACACCCCCGACAUGCCCGAGACACCCCACUCCAAGGGCCCAGGAGAGACCGAUCCUCUGGACCACGAGCCCGCUGUAUCUCCACUGCUCCCUCGAAAAGAGCGGGGUCCUCCAGAUGGAGGCCUUAAUGAGGAUGAGCGCCUGCUUCCCAAGGACAAGAAGACCAACCUGUUCAGCGCCUUGAUCAAGAAGAAGAAGAAAACCGCCCCAACCCCUCCCAAACGCAGCAGCUCCUUCCGGGAGAUGGACGGCCCGCCUGAGCGGAAAGCGGCCAGCGAGGAGGAAGGCCGGGAAAUCAGCAACGGGGCGCUGGCGCCAGCACCCCCGGAUGCAGCGGAGUUAGCCAAGUCCCCGAAGCCCAGUGGUGGGUCUGGGGUCCCCAACGGGGCCUUCCGGGAGUCUGGGGGUGCGGGCUUCCGGUCGCCCCACCUGUGGAAGAAGUCCAGCACGCUGACCAGCAGCCGGCUGGCCGCCGGUGAAGAGGAGGGUGGCGGCGGUGCCAGCAAGCGCUUCCUGAGGUCCUGCUCGGCCUCCUGCGUGCCCCACGGCGCCAAGGACACAGAGUGGCGGUCGGUGACCCUGCCUCGGGACCUGCAGUCCACUGGCAGGCAGUUCGACUCGUCCACCUUCGGAGGCCACAAAAGCGAGAAGCCGGCCCUGCCUCGGAAGCGGGCAAGUGAGAACAGGUCUGACCAGGUGACCAGAGGCACGGUCACCCCACCGCCCCGGCUGGUGAAGAAGACUGAGGAGGCUGCCGAUGAGGUCUUCAAGGACGUGGCUGAGGCCAGCCCGGGCUCCAGCCCGCCCAGCCUAACGCCGAAACCCCUCCGGAGGCAGGGUGCGGCCGCGCCUCCCUCCAGCCCUCCCCACAAGGAGGAGGCCGGUAGGCCCAGUGCCACAGGGGUGCCCACCGAGCUGGCACCUUCCACCAGCCGGGCUGGGCCAGGAGCCUCUGGAGGGCCCAACAAGGCCGCCACCACAGAGGAGCCCCGGGGGAGGAGGCACAAGCCCACCUCUGAGUCCCCAGGGAGAGACAAGGGGAAACUAGCCAAGCUCAAACCUGCCCCGCCGCCCCCGCCACCCACCUCCGCUGGCAAAGCCGGGAAGUCCUCACAGAGCCCGAGCCAGGAAGCGGCCGGGGAGGCAGGCACCGGUGGGAAGGGGAAACCCGCGGCUCUGGCUGCGGAUACCGUGAACAGUGACACCACCAAGCCCGGCCAGCUGGGAGAGGGUGCCAAGAAACCCACGCUCCCGUCCAUGCCAAAGCCGCCAGCAUCCACCAAGCCGGCAGGGACCCCGACCAGCCCCGCCCCCGCCCCCUUACCAUCAGCACCCUCUGCCCUGGCAGGGGACCCGCCAUCCUCCACCGCCUUCAUCCCGCUCAUAUCAACCCGCGUGUCUCUUCGGAAAACCCGGCAGCCUCCUGAGCGGCUCGCCAGUGGCGCCAUCACCAAGGGCAUGGUGCUGGAUGGCACUGAGGCGUUGUGCCUGGCCAUCUCCAAGAACUCUGAGCAGAUGGCCAGCCACAGCGCCGUGCUCGAAGCCGGCAAAAACCUCUACACAUUCUGCGUGAGCUAUGUGGACUCCAUCCAGCAAAUGAGGAACAAAUUCGCCUUCCGCGAGGCCAUCAACAAACUGGAGAACAACCUCCGGGAGCUGCAGAUCUGCCCAGCGACAGCAGGGGGUGGCCCAGCGGCCACUCAGGACUUCAGCAAACUCCUCAGUUCCGUGAAGGAGAUCAGUGACAUCGUGCAGAGGUAGCAGGAGCCGGCAGCGCCCAAGGGCUCCCCGUGCGUGCCUGAGAUGGUGGGCGAUCGGCCAGCAGGACCCACGCAUGGGGAGCUUGGCCCAGAGCUCUGUGCCAGGCAGAGCGGAGGCUGCCGUGGAGCGCGGCGCCACUGCCUUUGUCCUGCCCGCCGUCCUCCUGCGCUCGCCUCCCCUCUCCGCCUGGCCCCCGGAGCCUCAUCCGAGUUCUGUCUGUGGAGUUCCCGCUCUGUGGACUGCAGUGGGCACGGCAGCCUCCUCCCCGCACGUGGGGCUUCAAAACUCAGCCCUCGGGGCCAGGCGGGAAGGUCGAUGAGUACUUCCUUUCCAUCUUCAUUCCUGGAGGACCUCCACUGGCUCUGCCUUCCCCCCCUUUGUUCUGAGGAAGGAGCACCCUGAAUGGGAGUUGAGUCAGCAGGGCUUGGGGACUGUCCCCUCCACUCACCCCAGGCAGCGAGUGUACACUUGGCUCACUCGGGCCACCUGCUGAGGACACGUGUCCAGAGCCACAUCCCGGGAAGUGCAGCCCAGGGGUCACCCUGCCCACCCCCCCCAGCACCAUCUCCUCAUGAAGGAUGGCUCCUGACUGGGGGCUGAGACAGGCCAGGGCGCUGCCACCAGCCAGCCUCUGGGUCCUGGGCCCGGGGGAAGCCGAGGAGUCUGCGAUGGGGGUAGCUUCCUCAUCAUCCUCUCCAGGUCCUCAGGGCCCCAUCACCCACUCUCCUGUGACGUGCACUGCUCAUCCUGGAAAGAAAGCUUGAGUCUGGAGGGUAGCAGGGUCACGGGGGAGCACACGGGGGCCCCAGAGGCUGGAGGGGGUGGCAAGCUUGGCGGUGCAGCUGGGCCCAGGAUGGCCCAGAGCAGGGCCUGGGCAGGUCAGCAGUGAGCGCAGUUACCUUCCUUCCGAAUUCCCAGGGGCCCUGACAAGGCGCUUGGUCUUCACUCCCAGUCGAUCUCUUUCCAUUCCAUCGUGCUCCUCUAAGGCAAAAUAGAUUCUUGCAGGGCUCCUUCCCUGGUGACAAGCCAGUCUUCAGCUUUCCAGAGUUCUUGAAGCAUUUCCAAACUGCCUUCAGCACAGCUGCCUCCCCACAGAGAAGGAGCCACCAUCGGGCGCCCAGCACUCCCGCAGGAGGGAAAGGAUUAGGGCACCGAAGCCCCGUCCAAUGUGGGCCGAGCCCCGAUGGGCACGUAGCUUAUUUAAUUACCGCAAGCAACACUUAAACCUAACAUUCCGGUGGGAGUCAUCAGGGAUGAAGAGAAUCAGAGGAAACCCCAGGAAGUGUCUCAGAGAGGAGUCCUCAGCGUCGUCUCCCCGGGCUGCCCAGGACUAGGUUGGGGGGGCAGGAACCCACGUGCCCUUGACCUUGACCUAGAGCAGCUACUGAAGAGUGGGCCGGCACCUGCCUGGGCCUUGCUCAGGAGAACCCCCGAUGAAACCAGGAGGAGACCGCCUCCUACCUGCUCCCCAGGCCGCCCCGUGCCCAUGACCUCACACGGGCCCCGUUUUUACACUAAUCACCUGAGUUUGUCUUUUAUUUCUCUGAUAGAGGUGGUUUCCUCUGGGUCGUUUUAUGCUGUUUUCACAGCACCUCACCUCUUUGCCCCCCGGGCUGCUGUGCCACGCAGACCGAGGGGGAGGGUGCCCAAACACCGCCAGUGGCCUUGCAGACGAAGCGGAGCAACGCCCACCAGGUCCCCUCCACUGCCCGUUUCUAUGAGGUACUUGUCUCUCCCCGUUCACACGAUGUGCCACUAUAUUUUGCAUUUAUACUUUGGUAUUACACUCUUUUGUAGACUCGCUCUUUUAUAAAUGACGUGUAAAUAGUUUUCCACUGUCCUCCCUUCUGGAAUGCCUAUGGUGUCUUUUUUUUUUUUUUGGUCCAGUAUAUUUUGUUUUCUGUAUAUGACUCUGUGUUUUUUUGAAUCCACAUCUCUCCUCUGUAGUAUUUUUUAAAUAAAUGUUUACAACACCAGA
Molecule: messenger RNA, 6024 nt
Organism: Dama dama (fallow deer)
Lineage: Eukaryota; Metazoa; Chordata; Mammalia; Artiodactyla; Cervidae
Gene: ABL1
Product: ABL proto-oncogene 1, non-receptor tyrosine kinase
Exons: 11
Coding region: 603-4046 (1147 amino acids)
Biological process (GO): regulation of apoptotic process; protein phosphorylation
Molecular function (GO): protein binding; ATP binding; non-membrane spanning protein tyrosine kinase activity
Source: RefSeq, a predicted model, not a curated record